This is a messenger RNA of Cuscuta campestris, 1150 nucleotides long. NCBI's taxonomy places the organism in Eukaryota, Viridiplantae, Streptophyta, Magnoliopsida, Solanales, Convolvulaceae. The record is from the annotation of a GenBank genome assembly.
UUACACUCCCCCUCCCCUUCAUCCUUGAAAGCUCGCUGGUGAAGAAGAAGCUAAACCAGCCAUGGCGGCCACACUCAGCCUCCUCAAGCUCCCCAUCCUUCCCUCGUCAAAGCACCAAAAACCCAUCGCCCCAAACCCAAUUUCUUCAACACCCAUCAACCCAAAUCUCCCCCAAAUCCUCCUCAGACAAACCCCAAUCCCCCCGCUCAAGCCCGCCGCCCUCCUCCCUCUCAGUUCCAUCGCUUUCACUCUCAUGUUCGAUGCUCAGGAUGCGGCGGCGGUCGGCGGGGAAUUCGGGAUUCUGGAAGGGCGGAGCUUUGCUCUAAUUCACCCGAUUGUGAUGAGCGGGCUGUUUGCUUACACCUUGUACGCCGGAUACCUCGGCUGGCAGUGGCGGCGCGUGCGCACUCUGCAGGAGGAGAUCAGUGAGCUGAAGAAGCUGCUCCGGCCAGUUGCCACCGCCGUAUCCCCUUCUGAACCCUCCCCUGUUGAAUCCAAGAUUCAGCAACUUACUGAGGAGAGAAAGGAAUUGGUGAAGGGCUCAUUCAGAGACAGGCAUUUCAAUGCCGGUUCCCUACUGCUUGGGUUUGGGGUGUUUGAGGCCAUCUCUGGAGGACUUAACACCUGGCUUAGGACCGGGAAGCUUUUCCCAGGGCCUCACUUGUUUGCAGGGGCAACAAUCACCGUCUUGUGGGCGGCGGCGGCGGCCCUAGUGCCUGCAAUGCAGAAGGGAAGCGAAACCGCUAGGAGUCUUCACGUCGCGUUGAACGCGUUGAACGUUCUCCUCUUCGUGUCUCAAAUCCCCACCGGAAUCGACAUUCUCUUGAAGGUCUUUCAGUUCACCACCUGGCCUUAGUAGGGUUCUUGUGUCUCUAAUUUGAAGGUACAUUCCCAUGAGUUGUAGGGUAUAUGUUCAUAUAAAUGAGUGUAUGGACUGGACUUUCUUAUGGCACACAUACAUCUUUGGAAUUUCAGUCUAUCAACAAAUAUUGACAUGUCCACUGCAAGAAGUUUUGAGACUCUUUCAGACUGUUGCAUUUAACUAUUUCAUAUUCUUAUUUAGACUUUUAGAAAAAAUUACCCUAAACCUCACUUCUUUGUCACAUCAGCAUUUCACUAUCUUUUAUUUCAAUAACUUUUAUUUCUAUUU